UUAUUUGAAAAAUAUAUAAAGUCUAGUUUAAGAUAUUUUUAAUAUGAAGAAAAACUUGACUUGGUUUAUCUGAAUGUCCUUAUUCAAUUGAGGGCACUUGGUAAACAUUUGCUGGUGCUAAUGUUGCAGACUGUUGGGGAAAUGGAUGGAGAUAACCAGACUGGGGCCUUUGAGUUCCUGCUUGUUGGGCUCUUGGAGAAGCCCGAGCAGCAGCAAAUCCUGUUUUGGAUGUUCCUGUCCAUGUACCUGGUCACAGUGGUGGGAAAUGUGCUCAUCAUCCUGGCCAUCGGCUCUGACUCCCGCCUGCACACUCCCAUGUACUUUUUCCUGGUCAACCUCUCCUUCACGGACCUCUUCUUUGUCACCAACACAAUCCCCAAGAUGCUGGUCAACCUUCAGUCUCAGAACAAAGCCAUCUCCUACACGGGGUGCCUGACACAGCUCUACUUCUUGGUCUCCUUAGUGGCCCUGGACAACCUCAUCCUGGCUGCAAUGGCCUAUGACCGCUAUGUGGCCAUCUGCCGCCCCCUCCGCUACACCACAGCCAUGAGCCCUGGCCUUUGUAUCCUUCUCCUGGCCUUGUGUUGGGUCUUCUCUGUCCUCUAUGGCCUCAUCCACACCCUCCUCCUGACCAGAGUGACCUUCUGUGCGUCCCGGAAGAUCCACCACAUCUUCUGUGAGAUGUACAUCCUGCUGAGGCUUGCGUGUUCCAGCAUCCAGGUCAAUCAUACAGUGCUGAUUGCCACUGGCUGCUUCAUCUUCCUCAUCCCCUUUGGAUUCAUGAUUGUGUCUUAUACCUGGAUUGUCAGAACCAUCCUCCGAAUACCCUCAGCCUCUAGGAAAUACAAAGCCUUCUCCACUUGUGCUUCCCAUCUGGCUGUGGUCUCGCUUUUCUAUGGGACACUUUGUAUGGUAUAUCUGCAGCCCCUCCACACCUACUCCAUGAAGGACUUGGUGGCCACAGUGAUGUAUGCCGUGGUGACACCCAUGAUGAACCCUUUCAUCUACAGCCUGAGGAACAAGGACAUGCAUGGGGCUCUAGGAAAACUCUUCCUUGGGAAAGCUUUUCAGAAGCCAAAAUGA
This is a messenger RNA of Trichechus manatus latirostris (Florida manatee), 1083 nucleotides long. Its product is annotated as olfactory receptor 1D2-like. The record is from RefSeq and is a predicted model, not a curated record. NCBI's taxonomy places the organism in Eukaryota, Metazoa, Chordata, Mammalia, Sirenia, Trichechidae. Gene Ontology annotation, cellular component: plasma membrane. The coding region runs from base 121 to 1083 and encodes 320 amino acids. Gene Ontology annotation, molecular function: olfactory receptor activity; G protein-coupled receptor activity. The transcript is spliced from 2 exons. Gene Ontology annotation, biological process: G protein-coupled receptor signaling pathway.